CAGAGCCUCUCUCCCUCACACACAUCUCCUCAUACAUUCUCUGGCUCUUGCUGACAACGAGAGAUACUCCACACUCAUGGCCUGCAACAACAUCUGCAGUCCCUGCGGACCCACCCCGCUGGCCAACAGCUGCAACGAGCCCUGUGCCCUGCAAUGCCAGGAUUCCCGCGUCAUCAUCAACCCUUCCCCUGUGCUGGUCACCCUGCCAGGACCCAUCAUGACCUCCUUCCCCCAGAACACCGCCGUCGGAUCCACCUCCUCCGCUGCUCUGGGCACUGAGCUCAAUGCCCAGGGACAGCCCAUCUCUGGCGGAUUUGGCUUUGGCCUUGGCUACGGCCUGGGAGGCCUGGGCUGCUAUGGCAGAAGGGGCGGCUACAUCUGCUAA
Motacilla alba alba is the source of this 385-nucleotide messenger RNA. RefSeq names its product feather beta keratin-like. The transcript is spliced from 2 exons. Gene Ontology annotation, cellular component: intermediate filament. Bases 77 to 385 code for a protein of 102 amino acids. NCBI's taxonomy places the organism in Eukaryota, Metazoa, Chordata, Aves, Passeriformes, Motacillidae. The record is from RefSeq and is a predicted model, not a curated record. Gene Ontology annotation, molecular function: structural constituent of cytoskeleton.